GAAGCUGUUGAAAUGUCAACCUCUUAACUCUUCAUGGAAAUGGCGACCUAAUUUGGAUUUCACCUAGUUCCUUUUUUUAAGUUAUGGACAUUGGCCGUGGGAAGGGAGCCAGUAAGUGUUCAGAAACAGGCACAGAGGAAAGUGAUGGGAAUGGAAUCAGUAAGCAUUCAUUGAUGCAUCCCGAACUUGUUGGAAACCAAAGUUAUACACAUUCGAGUGGGACGAGUACUGGAACCAGUGAUCAUUCACAAGAACAUAUAGAACUUGGUGUUGCAAGUGAUCCUUUUUACUUCAACCAGGAUGUAUUCAAUGGAACCGAAAGUAGUAAAGUCGUCUCAGCCAAACAGCAGAGGCUGUCGUCCUCUUCAUCCUCAUCCACUUCAUCUACAGAUGAUCAGUUUCAAGCUAAUAAAAAGUUAUCAGAAUCCAGAUCAGGCAUAGCUUUCACUUCUUCCUCUAAACCUGAUGAUGAACAUCAUGUCUCUGCUACUGCAACAUCUACAUCUCGAGUUCCUAGUUUUGUACAAGGACCAACAGUGACAAUAUCCCCUCCACUCCAAAUGAUGGAUCAAGAGGGAGGAUACGAUCCUUAUAGGAUUUCCUCUUCGGUCUUCAAAAGAAGAAAUUCCUUAACACCUGCAGAUUGGAGUAUUGCUUCUAAUGAGUCAUUAUUUAGCAUUCAAGUAGAGAACAACAGUUUCUCCAGAGAGCAUUUUCUGAACUCAAAAUCCGGAGAAUUUUCCAAAUCAGAUGAGGAGUUAUUCGCGUUAAGUCCAUCCACUGACAAAAAGAGUGUUGAAUUUGAAAAGAGUGAGGGAACUUUGAUAUCAGAUGAUGGUGCAAAGGAUAAAACAGACCCAAGUGCUGAAGAACCAAAUGAGGAAAAGCCAACAUAUCCACCGAGAUUCUGGACCUCACCCACCCAUUCCGAUGUUGGAACCACUGUAAAUUCCUUUGCCUUUACAGUUCUUGAAGAUGGCAGAAAUGUUGUUUCCAUGGAAGAAAAAAGGGAGCAACAAAGACAAGGACGAGAAGAAGAACAAGAGCCCUUGUCAUCUUCAACACCCUCGAAAUUAUCUUGCUGCGGUAACUGUUGCUCUUGUUUUCCUUGUUGUCAACGGCAACGGCAAUGCUGCACAUGGCAUUGGCACUGGUGUCGCUCCUGUCACAAUUGUUGUCAAUGACAUUGAAAAUUACUUUCAACCCGCCCUCUCCUUGCCGAAAACAAAAAAAUCCUUUGGAAUGGCUUAUAUUACAGGAUGUUUGCUCUGAUCUGAUGUUAUUUAAUCAAUCAUGACUUCUCCGUAACUGAAAAGGCUCUCAUCAUGAACUUUCACAUAUAUAUUUCUCUUCUCAUAUGCAUGAUUAUGUCAGAAAUUUGAGGCAAUGGUUGAGAAGGGAAAAAACAUCUUUACCCUACAUGAUUUGGAAGGUGGGUUCCAAUUUUUAGGUAGUUAUAUUGUGAAUCUAUAUAGCUCUGUAAUUCUUACAUCUAGUUUAUUGAUACAUUAGCUUCCUUAGAUAUUUUU
Molecule: messenger RNA, 1529 nt
Organism: Gossypium raimondii (Peruvian cotton)
Lineage: Eukaryota; Viridiplantae; Streptophyta; Magnoliopsida; Malvales; Malvaceae
Exons: 2
Coding region: 84-1184 (366 amino acids)
Source: RefSeq, a predicted model, not a curated record